Messenger RNA from Setaria italica (foxtail millet), 1967 nucleotides. RefSeq names its product protein NRT1/ PTR FAMILY 2.7. The record is from RefSeq and is a predicted model, not a curated record. Gene Ontology annotation, molecular function: transmembrane transporter activity. NCBI's taxonomy places the organism in Eukaryota, Viridiplantae, Streptophyta, Magnoliopsida, Poales, Poaceae. Gene Ontology annotation, cellular component: plasma membrane. Bases 42 to 1766 code for a protein of 574 amino acids. Gene Ontology annotation, biological process: transmembrane transport. The transcript is spliced from 4 exons.
CUCUCUCCUCACCUCAGUACACAGUUAGCUGCCUGAGCAACAUGAGAACAGCUGCAUCUACUGUAUCAUCUGACCAUCAGACACCUGUCAGGAAGAAAGGAGGAGGCUGGAUCACUCUGCCGUUUCUUGCAGGGAGCGUGAUAGGUCUGGGGAUGGCCAUGAGCGCCACGAGCAGCAACCUCAUCGUCUACCUCAUCAGGAAGUACAACGUCAAGAGCAUCGACGCCGCCCAGAUCUCCAACAUCGUCCGCGGCUGCAUGCAGCUCGCGCCCGUCAUCGGCGCCGCCGUCUCCGACGCCUACUUCGGCUGCUACCCCGUCGUCGCAGCCGGCGUCGCCAUCUCUCUGCUUUCAUUUGUGGUUUUCACGCUGACGGCCGCGUUCCCGUCGCUGCGUCCGCCGGCGUGCGCGCCGGGCGCCGCCGCGUCGUCGUCGCCACCAUCAUGCCAACCGCCGAGCGCCAUCCAAGCAGCGGUCCUCUACGCGGCGGUGUGCCUCCUGGCCGUCGGCAACGGCGGGACGCGGUACAACGCGGCGGCGCUGGGCGCGGACCAGUUCGUCGGCGGCGAGGAGGAGCGGCGGCGCGGCCGGGACGCCUCCUUCUUCAGCUGGUACUUCGUCUGCCUCUACGCCUCCUACGUGGCCGGCGACACCGCGCUCGUGUACGUGCAGGACAGCGUCAGCUGGGCCCUGGGCUUCGGCGUCUGUGUUGUCACGACUGGACUGGGCCUCAUCGCGUUGCUUGCCGGGUCGAGAUAUUACAGACGGCCCGUUCAGAAAGGGAGCCCGUUUACGGCCCUGGCGAGGGUGGUGGUGGCCGCUGCGAGGAAGGCAACGCUGAGCUCGACCUCACUUGCGAGAAUGCAGUAUCACCAUGGAUCAAGUCGUCACUCUGACGCGACCACUCAAACACAAUAUCAUGCUCCAAGCCAGAGAUUCAGGUUCUUGAACCGAGCUGCGAUGGUUGCGGAAGGUGAGGUGUCCGUAGGCAAGCCAUGGCGCCUGUGCACGGUGCGAGAGGUGGAGGACUUGAAAUCGCUCCUCCGCGUGCUGCCGCUGUGGUCGUCGGGGAUCCUGGUGAGCACGACGGUGAACGCGCAGGUGAGCCUCACCGUCCUCCAGGCCCUCACCAUGGACCGCGCCCUCGGGCCCCGCUUCGCCGUCCCGGCCGCCUCCAUGACCGUCACCGUGCUGAUCGCCUUCGUCCUCUCCGCCGCGCUCUACGACCGCCUCGUCGCCCCGCUCUGGGAGAGGCUCGCCGGCGGCCGCAAGCCGACCCCGCUCCAACGCGUCGGCCUCGGGCACGCCCUGAACGUCGCCAGCAUGGCCGUCGCCGCGCUCGUGGAGCGGAGACGGAUCCGCGUGGCGCACGCCCAUGGCUCAGCAGCCACCGUGCCGAUGUCGGCGCUGUGGCUGGUGGCGCAGCUGGCGCUGACCGGCGCGGAGGAGGCGCUGCACCUGCCGGGGAACACGGCGCUGUUCUACCAGGAGUUCCCGGCGACGCUGCGGAGCACGGCGACCGCGAUGCCGCCUCUGUUCAUCGCCGUCGGGUCGUACCUGAGCACGGCGUUCGUGGAUGCCGUGCGGCGCGCCACGGGGUGGCUGCCCGACGACCUGAACCGGUCGCGCCUGGACAUGGUGUACUGGACGCUGGCCUUGGUCGCCGCCGUGAACUUGGGCUACUUCCUUGUGUGCGCGAUCACGUACCAGUACAAGAAUGUCGUCGACGGCGACGGAAAGGACAAUCAGAUAAUGGACGAGAAGUAAAACUUCGACCGGAAUCCAAGUUGGCUGCUAAAAUGUAUCAGUACUGUGCGCGCAUGUUAACUUUGAAGUUAGGGUACGUUUAGUAGAGCUUAUCUUAUUCUGAUUCUCUACUAGAGUUGAUUCUCUGAGAGAAAUGAUUCUGUGGUUGAAAAUACUUCUCGAGAAUCACUUCGCAAAAUCAGAAAAAGCUAUUUUUUUUCA